UGUACGACCAGUAGGACCGAGACGGCAGAGCAGCGCUGCAGAAGGAGGAUCCAUAAAACGCUGGAGAGAGAAAUAAAGAGAAAAGGGGGAGGGAGACGAGCGUGACCGAACAGCGAGCGAGACAGAAGGAGAGCGAGGGGGAAGGAAAGGAGCAUCCUGCCUAGCAACACGCCGCAACGAGCACAGGCGCCGCUCGAAGCCUCGGGGAUGAGGAUGCUGAAGAAGGAGCCGCGUUAAUCUCCAUCCUGUUGCCUCCACCAGCGCCGAAACGGACAGAAGGAGGGCAGGAGAGCGAGGGAGGAAGGGAAAAAUGUGACCUGGACUACUGUGGGGACAGGAAAGCGGUCAAAAGGUGGCGUCAAAAUGACUGACUGGAAAUCUGCUGUGGAAACGAUGGACCCUCAGCACGCCCAAAGCUGCCCACACGUGGCAGUAACGGUCGGGCACACCUGCGCCGAACAUGCCGCUUGCGCCAACCUCCAGCGUUCUGGGUGAAAAGAGAUCCUGACGCAACGGCUGAUUCAUCCUUCACCUGGACGCCUCUGAGCAUCAGGACCCGAGCAACAGAAUCAUGCAGUGGAAGCGAAGGCACUGCUGUACGAACAUAGCUGGGAUUCUAGUUUUGCUCCUGUGUGUGGGAGUGUUGCUCUUCAUCAGUGAAUACAGCUUGCUGGCAGGAAAGAAGGACCACCAGGUGAACAGUGUAACUCACACAUCGCAGAAACUGGAGAGGAACCACAGCAUGACCAAGCAGAAGAUAUUGAGACAGGAAGCAAUGUCCCCUUUUCCAGCAAGGUCAGAGGGAAACCUCAGCUCCAUUCUGGAAGACUCCUCCCAGCAAGGGCUGAAGAACUCUCUGGCCUCUAAUGCCAGUUUAAGCGAGGAGGUAAGAGCAGAGAGUAUCCUCAAGGUAGAACCCUACAAAUACAUCAUCAAUGAAGAAGACAAGUGUCAGGAAAAGGAUCCUUUCUUAGUGUUAUUGAUUGCCAUUGAGCCCCAGCAUGUUCAGGCCAGGGAUGCCAUCAGGCAGACGUGGGGGAAUGAGAGCAUUGCUGAGGGAGUGGGAUUUGUACGGCUCUUCCUUUUGGGAAUAAGAGAAGGACUUACCACCAGCCAACUGCAGAGCUCCAUAGAGGCAGAGUCUCAACAGUAUCAUGACAUUAUCCAGCAAAAUUACAUAGACUCAUAUUACAACCUUACCAUCAAGACACUGAUGGGAAUGCACUGGAUAGCAACGUACUGCCCAGGAGCUAGUUACGUCAUGAAGACGGACAGUGACAUGUUCAUCAAUACGGAAUACCUCAUCCAAAAACUUCUCAAUCCCAGCCUUCCGCCAAGACAAGAGAAGAGAAAGUAUUUCACUGGGUACCUCAUGCGGGGCUACUCUCCAAAUAGAAAUAAACACAGCAAGUGGUACAUGUCACCGGAGCUGUACCCCAGCAAGCGGUACCCUACUUUUUGCUCGGGAACUGGAUACGUCUUCUCGGGCGACCUGGCAGAGCUGAUAUACAGGGCUUCUCUGAGCAUACGAAGGCUGCAUCUUGAGGAUGUUUAUGUAGGACUCUGCUUGGCAAAACUGAGGAUAGAACCAGUUCCACCACCCAAUGAAUUCCUGUUCAAUCACUGGAGGGUAUCGUACUCGAGCUGCAAAUACAGUCACCUGAUAACCUCUCAUGGGUUCCUUCCCACCGAGUUAAUAAAGUACUGGCAUCACCUACAGACCAACAAGCACAGCGCCUGCAUCAAUGUGCCGAAGGAAAAGGACAAAGUCCGCAGGCUUCGCCAAAGAAAACUACUCUGGAAACGCUUCAUGGCGUGAACGGUCGAAAGCGGGAUUGAAAGAGGUUUUUGCCAAACUUAAGUUUGAAAAGCACAAACAUUCCUGGGAAUGAGAGGGAAGGAACCGUUCACCAACAGAAAACUUUAUUUCAUUGGCCAAAAUAAAUGUGAAGGUAAAGAUUCUCCUGAUCUCUGGGUCUGAAUUACUGCAAGUCUACAGCGUAAGCAGAGCCUGACCGAUAUUCAGGGCGAUUCAAAAAGAUUCAUUUCAUUUGUAAAUCAUUACAGUUCACUGCAUUGAUAUGUAAACGGUUUAAAUGAGCAUAAAGUUUAUGUAAUUUUGUAAGUGCUCAGUCUGAACCUCCUCCAGCUGG
Molecule: messenger RNA, 2153 nt
Organism: Pygocentrus nattereri (red-bellied piranha)
Lineage: Eukaryota; Metazoa; Chordata; Actinopteri; Characiformes; Serrasalmidae
Product: beta-1,3-galactosyltransferase 2-like
Exons: 2
Coding region: 572-1819 (415 amino acids)
Cellular component (GO): membrane
Molecular function (GO): N-acetyl-beta-D-glucosaminide beta-(1,3)-galactosyltransferase activity
Source: RefSeq, a predicted model, not a curated record